This is a messenger RNA of Clupea harengus (Atlantic herring), 1900 nucleotides long. It is a transcript of the gene smpdl3b, whose product is annotated as sphingomyelin phosphodiesterase acid like 3B. The transcript has 9 exons. Lineage: Eukaryota; Metazoa; Chordata; Actinopteri; Clupeiformes; Clupeidae. Gene Ontology annotation, biological process: sphingomyelin catabolic process. The record is from RefSeq and is a predicted model, not a curated record. The coding region runs from base 394 to 1776 and encodes 460 amino acids. Gene Ontology annotation, molecular function: sphingomyelin phosphodiesterase activity.
AUUGUCGUUUGACCGAUAGAAUAAGCUAACUAAAGCGAACAUUAUCUUAGUUCGAAGCACUAGGAGUAUAUUAAUUUCAUUCCUCAUUUUGUUUGUUUGUGGAAUACUGCGGUCUCAAUUCACGCGUCUUCAAUACAACUCUCGUUAGCCAGUCUGGUCUUUGCAUCAGCUGGUUGUCGAAAGUUAACUACAUUAGGAAGAAAUGUAUUAACGUCAGCGGUGUCAGAAGAGUUGCUUUUAGCUGGCUAGUCACUCAGCUAAGAUUGCUAAUGCAAACUACACGGACUAUACUGCGCCGUUUACAUUGGCAACGAAGACAUGGUCAAACGGAUGUUUUGAGCUGAUGCACACCAAAGUGUUAAGGAAUAUUUAGGCAUUAAAGCUGCAGCGAUAAUGAACCUCAUCAGUCGUGUCAGGACGUGUUUAAUUUGGAGUGUCUUUCUGGUGUUCAGAGGUGGUGAAUCAUCAGGGAACUUCUGGCACAUCACUGACCUCCACUGGGACCCUACUUACAAGUUGGGUGAUGAUCCAACAUUAGUGUGUAACUCCAGCGGUAGUCGUCCAGCGCAGAAAGCAGGGAGGUUUGGGGACUAUCUCUGUGACUCACCAUGGGACCUUAUCAACUCCUCCAUAUAUGCCAUGAAAAGCAUUUUACCAGAUCCAGAUUUCAUUCUUUGGACUGGAGAUGAAACUCCGCAUGUGCCAAAUGAGUAUCUUGGGGAAGAGGCAGUUGUCUCCAUAAUCGGAAACCUUACCCAGCUUAUCAAAGAAGUGUUCCCAACCACCAAGGUGUAUGCUGCUUUGGGUAACCAUGACUACCAUCCAAAGAGCCAGUUGCCACCGGGACAGAAUUAUAUUUAUAACCAGACGGCAGAGAUGUGGAAACAGUGGCUUGACCCAGAGUCUCAAAGUCUCUUCAAAAUAGGUGGAUACUACACAGAGAAGCUGCUGAAUAGACCAGGAUAUAGGAUAUUAGUGCUCAAUACCAACCUUUACUAUGAUCAGAAUAAAGCCACACAGGACAUCCCAGAUCCAGCAAACCAAUUCAACUGGAUGGACACAAUAUUAACAAAUGCAGCAAGCCAAAAUGAGAAGGUAUACAUUGUAGGACAUGUUCCUCCAGGGUACUUUGAGAAGAAGCGAAGUAAAAUGUGGUUCCGCCCAAACUUCAAUGAGCGUUACCUGGAGCUAAUUCAGAAGCAUCAUGCCGUCAUCGAAGGCCAGUUCUUUGGCCACCAUCACACGGACUGUUUCCGCAUGUUCUACAGCCCAGAUGGUUUAUCUCCCAUCGGCACCAUGUUCCUGAGCCCAGGGGUAACGCCAUGGAAGACCACUCUGCCAGGGGUCGUUGAUGGUGCCAAUAACCCUGGCAUUCGCACCUUUGAAUAUGACACAGACUCUCUCCUGGUCAAAGACAUGGUCACCUACUACCUGAACCUGACCUAUGCCAACAUGGCCCAGGCAAGAUGGGAGAAAGAGUACCGCCUGACAGAAGCCUUCCGUGUGCCAGACGCCUCUCCCACCUCCAUGAACAUGAUCCUGGAUCGCAUGACCCAGGAAUCCUGCGUCUUGCAGAAGUACUACGAGUUGAACUCUGUCAGCUAUGACUUGUCAGCCUGUGAUGCCGACUGUCGCCUGGACCACGUCUGUGCUGCCAGGGGGAUAGACGAGAAGAGUUAUAAUGAGUGUCUGAACAGAGCGCCUCCUAAUGGCCUAUUUGUGAUGCUGCUUCCAGUACUUUCUGCUACACUGAGCAUUGCAUGGUCCAGCUUGUAAUGCUCUCAAGUCAUUUCAGGACAGGGGGGGCUUCUCACCCCUCAUUCGCUAACAUUACAUUGAUAUCAGAGUAAGCCCUUGCUCCGUUGAUUUCCCAUUAGUUCUCUUAGGAUUGUUUAAUGUC